Molecule: messenger RNA, 2091 nt
Organism: Engraulis encrasicolus (European anchovy)
Lineage: Eukaryota; Metazoa; Chordata; Actinopteri; Clupeiformes; Engraulidae
Product: metalloproteinase inhibitor 4-like
Exons: 5
Coding region: 494-1177 (227 amino acids)
Biological process (GO): response to cytokine; response to hormone; negative regulation of endopeptidase activity
Cellular component (GO): extracellular matrix
Molecular function (GO): metalloendopeptidase inhibitor activity; protease binding
Source: RefSeq, a predicted model, not a curated record
CCUGUCUCCAUCGCUCAGGACAUGAAAGAAAGAGCGCAAGAGAAAGAGAAGGAGAGAAGGAGAGAGGCAUCACAGAGCUCAGAGUGAGUGUGGGACAGAAAUCAGACCAGCGACAGACCAGACAAACAGACAGAGACUAAAGCCCCACAGGCAGCAGGGGUUGUUUUCUUUUUACAUUAGAUCAAGAGUCAUCGGAAUAGAGACACUGGAAUAGGCGCUCUUAUUUUCUCAUCCUCCUCAACAAGUUCACCGGCAGAAGACUGACAAUCAAGCCAGCCACCCAGCCAGCUAUCCUCUCCUCAGUCAUCCAUCCUUCUUCAUUGGUUCAUUCUUGUGAAAGCCUUUGGAGACCGUGGGUUUCCUGGGGGUUGUCACUAAUCCUCAGUGACAGCACAAAACAGGGCAGAGUGUGUCCAACAGGGCAGAGCAAGCAGGCAGACAGGCAGAACAGGCAGAGCAGGCAAAGCAGACAGGUGUGAGCUCCAGAACAAGCAUGGCAGUCCCCGUGGCAGGGUGCUCCUCGGUGGGGCUAGCGGUGAUGAUGACGGUGAUGCUGAUGACCCUGGGCACGGACAAUGGAGCGGAGGCAUGCAGCUGCAUCCCGGCCCACCCCCAGCAACACUUCUGCUACUCAGACGUGGUAAUACGGGCAAAGAUAUCCGGGGAGAAGAUUGUGUCUCCAAACAAUAUGUCCUCCCCCUUGAUGAAGAUGGUCCAGUAUGAAAUUAAACUGAUUAAGAUAUUUAAAGGGUUUGACAAAGUUAAGGACCUCCAGUACGUCUACACUCCUCUCUACUCUUCACUUUGUGGAGUCAAGCUGGAUUCCAACAACAAAAUCCAGUACUUGUUGUCAGGACACAUCCGUCGAGAUGGGAAGGUGAACAUUGGACUCUGUGACUUCACAGAGCCGUGGGACAACUUGUCACUGACCCAACGCAAGAACCUCAACUACAGAUACCAGAUGGGUUGUGAUUGCAAAAUCGCUCCCUGCUACACAGUGCCCUGUGCCUCAACGGCGGAUAACGAGUGCUUGUGGACUGACUGGGUGUUGGACAACAGCCUGAGCGGGGAACAGGCUCGGCAGCACGCAUGCAUAAAGCGCAGCGAUGGCUCCUGUGCCUGGUACCAGGGCACCCCUCCGCCAGAAGCAGACCUUCUAGACCCAACCGACCCCUGAGCAGAACCUGACCAAACCUGAGACAAUGCACACCUGCUCCACCUGAGAAGGACCUGUUGGAUCCAAACGAACCCUGAGAAGAGCUUCCUUGACCCAACUGACCCCUGAGAGGAGCCGAACAAAACACGAGACAAAAAACACAGACACAGACACAGACACAGACACACACACACACACACACACACACACACACACACACACACACACACACACACACACACACACACACACACACACACACACACACACACCUGAUUGACGCCUGAGCUACCUGAGAAGGAGUUGUUGGAUCCGACUGACCCCAUGAUACCAUGAUACACAUUGGCUCUGACUCUGGAGAGGAAGGUCUUUGACCCUCUUUGAUCCACGGACCCAACCAGUGCCCCAAACACACCUGCUCAACCCUUGAGAUAAAGCUGCUGCACCCCUUUGAUUGUUGAGAAGGACUUCCUUGACCACCUCCCCAAUUGACAAGUGAGAAUCUCCUGCUUCACCCAAUAGAAUCCCGAGACACAACUGCACAAACUGACAAUAACUUGGGGUGAAAAAACAGAGCCAGAAUGCCCCAUCUUCCACAUGUAGAAGCUCACUUACUCCAACCUAUCAAAUCAUUAAGAAUAUUUACUUGCACCAGUCAUGAGACACCCAAAAUUGAACGGGGAUGAGAGGCAUCUAUUGUCAAAUCUGUCUUUAUCAUAAAUACUCUACAGGACUCAACCAGUCAACAAUACCCUAAGACAUAGCAAUGAGACAAUACAAACUUUCCAACCGCAAUGGUUACAAUCAGGUUAGGAAAUGAAGGCGCACAUUGCAUGGAUCUUUUUAAGUUUAAUUUUCUGUAGUACUUUUCAAUAUAAUACAAGUACAAAAUGAGCAAAAUAAACCAAUGUCAAAGAUCCAAUAAUAUUUUAAGA